AGAGUGGGCUCAAGUUCAGUGCUGAACCCAGCAGAAGCACCUGACUGCUUUGGGCUGAACGAGGUAGGAUGGCGCUGGUUGAUGAGUUGCCUGUGCCCUUCUUGAGCUUCAAUUCCACCGUGUCACCGCAGAUUGAUACAUUUUUAGAGUCAAAUGACUGCAGUGAGAACACGGAGCAGGACCCUGCGCUGGAACAGAAGUGGGUGCUUUGGGAGCAACUGGGCCUCUCUGCUGCUCAGAGAGACAGCUCUCAGUAUUCCCAAGCCACCCAACACAUUGCCACUCUGGAGACCAUCAAAGGCUUUUGGAAGUACUGGAACCACAUGCCGCAACCCAGUUUCUUGCUGGAGGGGAAGAAGUUUCUACGGAUCAAUAAGGAUGACAGUCGGAUGGUUGUUGAUGCCCUGAUGCUUUUCAAAGAUGGUAUCCGUCCUGAGUGGGAGGAUGCCGUGAACGCCACCGGCGGGCACUUCACGUACCAACUGAAGGCCGCCCUCGGUGGAGGUUUGAUCGAUGAGAUUUGGAACAAUACGGUGCUCAGCUUGAUUGGAGGGUCGGUGGUGAAUGCCGACAUGGUCACGGGAGUACGACUGGUGGACAAGCUGCAACAUAAGCGUACUCCACACGUCCGAAUCGAGGUGUGGUUUUCCAACAUGAGCAACACAGAGAAGGUGGACCAGCUUCAGCAGAGCCUCGAAAAGUGCAUGCGCAUGCGCCUGGAUGGGGUCGAGAGGCCGCCCGUUUGGGGCAAGAGUGAGAGGACGUCCCAUGCGCCACAGAAAUGAUGCACUGAGAACGCUCUAGGCUCUUGGUAUGUCCAGGCUGGGGUGUAUUGGAUGGGGCACUGAAACAAUUGUCCCAAUUUGCAACACCUAUGUUCACUCCCUUGUCACUUCUACAUUCUGACCUUGGGCCUGCACAAGCUGGCAGCUGCCUCAAAUUUUACAGCUUAGAUGUAGCUUUGCGCUACAUUUCUCGUCCCACAUAGCAUUUGAAUGCGGACUUAUCGCCAGAUGGCGCGUCAGGGCGCCCUGGCAUUUUGCAUUUGCAUGGGGGACGCAUCGAAACGGAGAGCCCACGCACAGGCCCUCUGACGAGCGCAGGCUCCGCUCAUCCACUCCCCUGCAGAUCUUAUGACGCCACUGAACGAGCGUUCUGCUUCAGUGGAAGGUCAAGGAGCAAAAAA
This is a messenger RNA of Durusdinium trenchii, 1186 nucleotides long. NCBI's taxonomy places the organism in Eukaryota, Dinophyceae, Suessiales, Symbiodiniaceae. The record is from the annotation of a GenBank genome assembly.